This is a messenger RNA of Kockovaella imperatae, 918 nucleotides long. Its product is annotated as glycolipid transfer protein domain-containing protein. NCBI's taxonomy places the organism in Eukaryota, Fungi, Basidiomycota, Tremellomycetes, Tremellales, Cuniculitremaceae. The record is from RefSeq and is a predicted model, not a curated record. Gene Ontology annotation, molecular function: ceramide 1-phosphate transfer activity; ceramide 1-phosphate binding. The transcript has 6 exons. Gene Ontology annotation, cellular component: cytoplasm; cytosol; membrane. Gene Ontology annotation, biological process: ceramide transport; intermembrane lipid transfer. The coding region runs from base 217 to 828 and encodes 203 amino acids.
GCCAAAACAGCACGUGGCGAGGCUUGACCAAGCCUGACCGCGUCUCAAGGGUGGGUGCGGCGAGUGAUCUACAGAUUGUGUCCGCUGCUUUGUUCUACCAUUGUCUUGACUCGUUGUGCUCCCUCGAGAACGCAGUACAGGUCAGCCAAGGCGGACUCAAUUUACUUCGAUCCGCACCUGCGUCUUCAAUUGCCGGAUAAGAUCCCACCAAUCACCAUGAGCGAGAACCAACAAUUCUUCGAGACUAUCACCAAGUCCUACGUGGAUGUGCCCAUCACAGAGGAUGGAGUGGACACAGCUGCCUUUUGCGAGGCUAGUGAGAACCUGGUCAAGAUCUUUGGGCUUUUUGGCAAUCCCGCUUUCAGCGUUGUCGUCAAUGACUUGACCGGAAACAUCGCGAAAAUCCGAAAGUUCCUCGCUGCAAACCCCGAGUCUGCCAAAACGCUCGAGUCCCUUUUGGCUACGGACAAAGCUCAGCACCCGAAAGAGAAGGACAGAGACACGACCUCGGGGCUGAUGUGGCUUUUGAGAGGAUUGAAGUUCACGGCUGUCGGCCUGCGAUCCAACCUGCAGAAUCCAGAGGAGGAACUCAGUACUAGCUUCACCAAGGGCUAUGAAGCGAGCUUGAAAAAGUGGCAUGGAAUGAUGAUCCGACCAGUCUUUUACCUCGCAAUGAAAGCGUGUCCAUACCGUGCAACGUUUUACCCCAAACUUGGCUCUCCGGAGGACGUUGUCAAGGUCAAAAUGGAGGAAUGGUUGACGGCUUUGGAGAACAUUGUGGCUCACAUGGAAAAGGUCUUCCGCGACGGAAAAUACGGAGAGAUCUAGAGUAUGGGUCGCAUAAGGCUGCACAUGGCCACAUCUUUUGCAUAGCUGCGAAGUCGAUGUAUGCUCCAACCUACAGGCCAUGUGCAAUAG